AUGCUUUCAAAAGCUUACACUGCCAUCUCUCAAGCGUUCUCUGAAUCACCUCUUUCCAUUUCUACUUUGAGCAUUGGAACAGGAGCUGCCGCUGCACUGUAUGGAGCUUGGAAGAUGUAUCAAAAAUUGUAUUCUCCAAUAGUUGUAAAGCACCUUCGAAUUUUUCCUGUCAAAUCAUGCAGAGGAUUCGAAGUGGAUGAAUGGGAAAUUGGUGAAUUUGGAUUCCUCUACGAUCGAGCUUGGAUGAUUGUCAAAGAAAAGGACAAUAAAUUCAUCACCCAACGUGAAGUUCCAACCAUGGUUCUCAUCAACACAAAUGUAGAUCCAAAGACAGGCACAUUACACUUGACUUUCCCUGGUAUGGGAGCUCAAUCCGUGAAAUACUUGAAGAAUAUUCAAGUCAAUGAUGCAAAUGCUGACAGAGUGAAAAAAGUUACGAUUUGGAGCGACACUGUCACUGCUUUUGAUUGCGGAAAUGAAAUUGCUCAAUGGCUUUCCGUUUGUCUUAAACAAAACGUUCGUCUUGUUCAAGUGAUUGAUCAAUUUACUGAUGAAAGAACUGACAAGACCAUUGAAAUUAAGCAUCACCAAAGACCACCAGAAGAAGAUGUCAUUAGAUCUUUUACUGAGGAUGGAAUUACUAUUUCCUAUGUCUCUCAGUUUGCUGAUGCUUAUCCAUUCUUGAUGACCUCAGAAAAUUCAGUUCGCGAUUUCAAUAAGAAAGUCAUUGCUGAUCAGUCAUCAAAUGCAAUUUCUGCAUUUUUCAAUACAUUGCUCUAUGAUUUAUUUGGAGCAAAUAAUUAUAUUGAUAAUUGGAAUUUCCGUUCAAAUAUCAUCAUUUCAUCUCCAGCCAUUGAACCCUAUGCUGAAGAGAAAUAUAGACAAAUUGAAAUUAAUGGAAUACCACUGUUUGGAGUGAAACGUUGCACCAGAUGCACCAUGCCAAGUGUUGACACUGCAAAAGGUGUGAAGAGAAGUUUUAUUACUGACUCACUCAAUAAGCAUCGUUAUUGCCAAGUGGCAGAAGGCACUGUUUUUGGAAUGAAUUUGUGUCAUCAAGAAAAGAAUAUUGGAUCCAAGAUUCGUGUUGGACAAGAAGUGAAAGUCAAACAAGUUGCGUUCGUCAAAUAA
Molecule: messenger RNA, 1131 nt
Organism: Naegleria fowleri
Lineage: Eukaryota; Heterolobosea; Eutetramitea; Acrasida; Naegleriidae
Exons: 2
Coding region: 1-1131 (376 amino acids)
Molecular function (GO): molybdenum ion binding; catalytic activity; pyridoxal phosphate binding
Source: RefSeq, a predicted model, not a curated record